Trichoderma atroviride IMI 206040 is the source of this 1881-nucleotide messenger RNA. RefSeq lists its product as uncharacterized. The record is from RefSeq and is a predicted model, not a curated record. Gene Ontology annotation, biological process: guanine metabolic process. NCBI's taxonomy places the organism in Eukaryota, Fungi, Ascomycota, Sordariomycetes, Hypocreales, Hypocreaceae. Gene Ontology annotation, cellular component: cytosol. Gene Ontology annotation, molecular function: zinc ion binding; guanine deaminase activity.
AUGUCACCGCAGAGAAAGUUGCUGCUGCUGGGCACGUUUGUGCACUCCAGGACGCAGCAGCAUCUCGAGUUCCUCCACAACGCUGCAGUGGCGGUCGAUGAGCAGGGCAAGAUUGUUUCCAUUGAGCGGGACGUGGCGGAUGUGAGCGAGGCCAAGGAACGGCUAUUCAAGCAGCUCGGCUGGAGUGAAGCAGAGGUGGAUGUGACGGAGGCUGCCGAGGGGCAGUUUUUCUUCCCCGGCUUUGUGGACACGCACAUCCACGCCCCCCAGUACGCCAACGCAGGCAUCUUCGGCAAGUCCAGCCUCCUCGACUGGCUCGAGACAUACACCUUCCCCCUCGAGGCCAGCCUCAGCGACCUGCCCAAGGCCCGCCGCGUCUACUCGCGCUGCGUCCGCCGCACGCUCUCCCACGGCACCACCACGGCCACCUACUACGCCACGCUCGACGUCGCCGCGACGAAUCUGCUGGCCGACCUGUGCCUGUCGCUGGGCCAGCGCGCCUUUGUGGGCAGAGCCUGCAUGGACGACCCGGAGAUCAACCCGGAAUACUACCGGGACGCCGACGCCGACGAGACGCUGCGGGCGACGCGGCAGACGGUUGACCAUGUGCGCGGCAUCGACCCGGGAUUCGACCUUGUCUCACCCAUCCUGACGCCUCGCUUCGCCCCGUCGUGCACGCGCGAGGCCAUGGCCGGCCUGGCGCAGCUGCAUCGCGAGACGGGCCUCCCGAUCCAGACACACAUCUCGGAGAACCUCGGCGAGAUGCAGCUCGUGCGGCGCAUGUUCCCCGAGGCGGACUCGUACGCCGCCGUCUACGACAAGUACGGCCUGCUGACGCCCAAGACGGUCCUCGCGCACGCAGUGCACAUCUCCGACGCCGAAGCAAGCCUCAUCGCCGCCAAGGGAUCCAAAAUCUCCCACUGCCCGUGCAGCAACACGUGCCUGACCAGCGGGCCGGCUCGCGUGCGCUGGAUGUGGGACAAGGGCAUCGACGUCGGCCUGGGCACGGACAUGAGCGGCGGAUACAGCCCUUCGAUCCUCGAGGCGGCGAGGCAGGCCGCGCUGGUGAGCCGCCAUGUGGCGAUGGGCAUCCACGUUCCUCAAGGUGAUGACGCUGCUGCUGCCGAGAGGGAGAAGGAGAGGGUCAAGCUGACGGUGGAAGAGGUGCUGUACCUUGCCACAAGGGGAGGCGCCCGAUGCGUGGGACUGCAAGACAAGAUUGGAGGUUUCGAAAUAGGCAUGGAGUGGGACGCGCAGUUGGUGUCUCUAAGUCAAGUGAGUGACGAUGGAGGCCUAGAAGAGCAAGACGACAACGAUGGCUUCGUGGAUGUGUUUGGGUGGGAGAGCUGGGACGACAGAAUAGCCAAAUGGCUGUACAACGGCGAUGACCGGAACACGAAGAGAGUCUGGGUCAAGGGCCGGUUAGUUCAUAGACGGAACUGAGGAAUUGGGAAUACAUGUUAUAGAGUUACAGCGGCUACUAUUACGACACGAAGGAACACGUAAUGACGACAAUGAUGGGCAAAAAACGGAUAGAUGGAUUAGAUAGAAUGAAGAUGGGAGAGGAAUUUUUCACUAGGAACAAUGCUAUAUUUCAUUCCAUAACACCAUCUAUCUGAGUAGAGUUGCGUAAGUUGUGCCAAAGGCGAGAGAAACAGGAAACAAAAGAGAAGAGUGAUAAAAAAAAAAAGGCUAUCAAGUUUGUUCCAAACAUCAAAAACACCAUAUUCUUCUAAAUCCCCGAUACAUACGUUUUUAUGCUUGCUUAAAGAAAAGAAGAGAGAAAAAGGAAAGGAAAGGAAAAAAAAAAAAAAAAACAGCCCACAGAAUAGAUCCUUUGCUCUGCUCUCUUUUAGAACCAUGGAGCCAAAUAGUGUAAUA